UUCAAGUGGGAAAAUACCACUAUGGCAGAUUUUCCAAAUCAGUUCUGUCAGCGCAGUUUAGAACGAGACUUACAUCGGUGAAAACGCGUUUUUCAUUCCAAUUGACUUCGGGCUUCGUCACCGCGAUCCAACUCCGCAAAAUAGAACGACAUCCAACGGCGCGAAACCAUUGUGCACAGAGUUCAUCGUUGUCGGUUGAGCUUGAACUACUGGAAAGGAAGCGAUUAACUGCAUUUCGCGAUCGCGUAAAUCGCAGCGAAAAUGUCCGAAAAUGGAACAAAUUUGAUUUGAAGCCCCUUCUUGGCAAGUGACAGUUCCAUCAAUAAGAAAAAUUCCCGGAGAGUGAGAAAAUAUUUUGUCAAUAAACACCGAUAUAAUAUGAUCGUAAUAUAUCAGAGAGACAUGUUUCGUACGCAUCGCCCGAAUAAACGCCAAGAAAGAAUGUAAACCACUGGAGAGAGAAGAGAAAAUUAUGAAGAUGAGUUUUUCCGAUUCUAAGCUUGUUUGUGUCUAUAAUUAGUGGCGCUAAGUGGAACCGCGUUGAGGCGUGACUGCAGCGCAUGCUGGCUGGUGGAAGGAGUCGCUGGCAAAGGAAACAAAAAUAAUCAGCUUAGCCAGUAUAUCGCAACCGGAGAUUGACUAACCAGGACGGGGGAAGAUGAAUCGCCAGAGAUCGUCGGUGAGGAGCCGGGGAUCCUCCUCGACGACCACCAGCGAUCCGCGCGAAAAAGUGAAAGAUUGCUGUCGGAAGUUUAUCGCAUUUAUGUGCACCCAAGUCGGUGUCGGCGGGCUGAUUGUAGUGUACGCUUUGGUUGGUGCGGCGAGCUUCAUGUCCAUCGAGACCCAGGAACCGAAUCCUCUGAUUGAAUAUGUGGCGAAUUUGCGACGGAACUGUGCGGCUGAAUUGUGGGACGUGACGGAGCAGCAUAACUUAUUCAACAGUUCCAUCUGGCAGUUGGAAGCGGAUAUUGUGCUGAAACGAUACCAGGAUGACUUUGCAGAUGCUAUCAAGAAAGGAUACGAUGGUCGACAUCCGGAAGAGGUGUGGAACUUUCCGGCGGCACUAAUGUUCUGUUUGGCUGUUUUCACUAUGAUCGGUUACGGAAAUAUGGUUCCCCGGACGGCUUGGGGCAAAGGGGCCACUGUCAUCUACGCCACAUUCGGAAUACCGCUGUAUAUUCUUUACUUCAUGAACAUGGGGAAAGUGCUGGCAUCUACCUUCAAAUGGCUAUAUACAUGGCUCCACGAGUGUAGCCACAAUCAAGAUGACGAUAUGCACAUAGAAGACGGAAGUGGUGUCCCGCAGAGAAAACGAAUCAUUGUGCCGACGACCGCGUGUCUGUGGGUCAUUUCGAUCUACAUCGCGACCGGGACGAUCAUGUUUGCCGAGUGGGAAAAGUGGACCUAUCUUGAUUCGGCUUACUUCUGUGUGACCAGUUUGUGUAAGAUCGGGAUCGGAGACCUCGUCCCAGGUGCCAACAUAUUGGACUCUCAAAGCGGAAAGCCAACAAAGCUGGUGAUAAAUUUCGUAUACAUGCUCCUUGGGAUGGGAGUGGUGGCCAUGUGUUAUAUUUUGAUGCGCGAGGAGGUGCGAAUCAAAAUGCAGGAAAUCAAAGAAGAUACUCGACUGUGUUUGGAGGACAUGAGUGCUAAGUUUGCAAAGUGUUUUGGAAAUAGUAAGGAGUCUCAAUAUUACGAUUGAUAUUCCAUUUAGUAGAUCAACCGAUAGCAAUCAAUGUGACCUUUCUAAUGAAGUGGAAUGUACAGUUUUGAACCAAAGUAUCCAAUUUGUGCUAUUUUUUUUGUAAGACAGAGCCAAUAAAGAUAUCGGGUAUAACCGCAAGGUGCUUG
Armigeres subalbatus is the source of this 1851-nucleotide messenger RNA. Its product is annotated as two pore potassium channel protein sup-9. Gene Ontology annotation, biological process: potassium ion transmembrane transport; stabilization of membrane potential. The transcript is spliced from 2 exons. Bases 659 to 1702 code for a protein of 347 amino acids. Gene Ontology annotation, cellular component: plasma membrane. Gene Ontology annotation, molecular function: potassium ion leak channel activity; outward rectifier potassium channel activity. The record is from RefSeq and is a predicted model, not a curated record. Lineage: Eukaryota; Metazoa; Arthropoda; Insecta; Diptera; Culicidae.